CGGGGACUGGGAGCGCUGUGGGGUUUGAGCCGCUGUUGUUCUGCCUUUCGGUUGUGAUGUGUUCAAAAGUCAUUUAGAGCUAUGGAGUGAGGUGUUUUCUGCUUGUUGUCUCUCCUAGAGCGCAGCCAUGUCGCAGCUCAUGGAGCUACUGAAGAAGGAGGUGAGGUCGCAGCUGCUGGCUGCCAAGGAAGGCCUCAGCCCUGAGCAGCUGGAGCAGGAGUACCUGGCCAUGGUGGGCCGCCCGCUGCCGCUGCGGGAGCUGGGAUUCAGCUCCACCAUGGAGCUGGUGGCCAGCAUGCCCGGAGUGGUCCAGAUCUGCCCCAGAAGCAGAGGCGGGGUUCUCCUCAAAGCUGUUGCCGAUGAGAAGACCAAAGAUAUUUCCAAGCUGAUUUCCAGACAGAAAUCGAGUGGUAAAGCACGGAAUGUUGCUAGGAAGCAAAGAGCUGCUUAUCUCUCUCAAAAUCAACGGGGUUUGCCUCCAAAGGGCAAGAGCCGUGUCCUGCCAGCAGCAGUGAAGAGGGAGCUGCAAGAUCUCUUGAGUUCCUCACCAAUUCUGCUCUUGGAUUUCAAUGAUGCAUAUUAUACACGCUUUAAGCGGACGUUCCAGUACAAACAGUAUGGAUUCUUGUCUAUAUUUGAAGUCUUUGAAAGCAUGUCUGAUAUAAUUACGGUUAAGGAGACAAGAAGAGGUUCCUUGAUAACCCUGAAAAAGGGCUCAUCAAGUAAGAUAGAGCAGGAAAAGAUGCCACAAGUACUCAUGGCUGAGAUGCCUCCUUUGGAACCCAGCUAUGAGACAGAGAUCUUCCAUCAGGCAACAGAAGAAAAGUCAGAACCAGUGGAUGCACAAGCAAUAGGUCUGAGUGAUGGCCUGGAACAAGGGGAAGAGAGAAUGAAUGCUCCCAACACAGAGGAAGUUCUAACCCAGCACCAAGAUUUGGAACAGUCCAGGCUGGACUUAAUGACGGUGACUCCAGACAUCCCUCCGGAUGCAGUUCAGGACAGAAGACUUUGCAGUUUACCUCCACUGGAGACAAGGUGCUUGGUGGGAGUAACUGUGAAUUUAGUAGUCUCUCCCAGUGAGUUCUACAUCCACAUCUACAGUGCAGAAACCUCUGAUAAACUGGGGGAUCUCAUGAUUGAGAUGAGGUGCUGUUAUUCAAGUAAACUUGUUUCUGAUCGUUACAUCAUGCCUGAGUCUUCAGUACAGCCUGGACAGCUUUUCUGUGUAAUGUUCUAGACAAGGUGGUACCAGGUUAUCAUCCACUGUAGAAUCAGUGACCAGGAAGUGGAGGUGUUCUACCCAGAUUAUGGGAACAUGGGCAUUGUCCAAAAGUCUUGGCUGAGAUUCCUCAAAUGGUGCUACUUGAAGCUCCCAGCUCAGGCUAUCCCGUGUUCCUUGGCAUGGGUGAAGCCCGUGGAGGAUACGUGGACCAGUGAAGCAACUCUCCAAUUCCAGGAGCUGUGUUACUCAAAGGUCCUUGUGGGUAUUGUGGAUGAAUACGUGAAUGGCAUUUUGCAUCUCUUUCUGUGCGACACAUCAUCUGAGGAAGAUGUCUAUGUUCACUCUGUCUUGAAGGAUAAGGGAUAUGCUGACAUCUGCAAAGAGAACUUACAUUCCCAGGGGUUCAAGGAAUUGAAUCCUUUAGCCUUGUACGUUCAGUCCAGUGCAAAGCAGGAAAGUGCUGAACUGGCGGGGCCAGAUCUUUGCUUGCAGCAGGAUUCUCUAGGUGCAGAUAAUGAAGCAUCAAGCUCCAGACUGGACAGGGAGGAACUGUGUAAUCAGCAACAGAACCUGUGCACAGAGGAGAAAUGGGAUGAUGUGCAGCCACUUCCAGAUGAAGUGAAUGACCCCAAAACAACAGACCAAGACCCCGAAUUCACACAGGAGGAUACAAAUAAAACUUCUACUGACCUUAUGGCAGUGGUUAAGACACCUCAUCCUCUUGGAGAGUCCUUAAGGCCUACUGUCUUCUUCAAGUCAUUGGAAGACUACUUCUCCUUCCUCUAUGUCAAGCAGCCAGCAGAAAUGAGCCAAAAUGGCCCUAAUAAUAUAGAAGGAUUUUCCAGCAAAGCCCAGACUUGUGAAGUUCUACAUGCCUCUCUUCUGCUUAUGGCAGCACCAUUUAUGCUGGACAACCGUAACAAUGAUGAGAAAAUGAAGAACAAAGACCUUCCUGAGGAUCUUGCACUUGUCCAGCACAGAACCAGCGCACUGUCUGAGCAAGAAGUGUCCUGGAAGCUCUAUGUCCCUCCUACCACGUUGUCUGCAGUGUUGGCAACUGCUGCACGCUUGGCCACUUGGCGUGGUUACUUCCACUGGCUCCCAGGCCCAAGAAAGAAGCUGUAAGAAGAGGUGAGAGAAGCAGAUGGAGCUGCUGCUGAGGAGGGCUCCACGGAGCAGUGAAACAUUACUGUGCUGUUGUUCUUUUAAUUAAAAAGCACUUAAUCAUUUGAAAAACUUGUGUGACAUCUCA
Molecule: messenger RNA, 2474 nt
Organism: Coturnix japonica (Japanese quail)
Lineage: Eukaryota; Metazoa; Chordata; Aves; Galliformes; Phasianidae
Gene: TDRD5
Product: tudor domain containing 5
Biological process (GO): germ cell development
Source: RefSeq, a predicted model, not a curated record